Molecule: messenger RNA, 3924 nt
Organism: Pezoporus flaviventris
Lineage: Eukaryota; Metazoa; Chordata; Aves; Psittaciformes; Psittacidae
Gene: NTMT2
Product: N-terminal Xaa-Pro-Lys N-methyltransferase 2
Exons: 4
Coding region: 163-1017 (284 amino acids)
Biological process (GO): N-terminal protein amino acid methylation
Cellular component (GO): cytoplasm
Molecular function (GO): N-terminal protein N-methyltransferase activity
Source: RefSeq, a predicted model, not a curated record
CCCUCCUCCACCCCCUGCACUGCUCUGGACACACACCCUGAUAUAGAAUGACAGCACACUGCCACAAUUUAAACAACGCUGCCUCUGCCUCUUCGGAAAGACAGGUCCUCCAGAGAGCACCAGCCACAGCAGCUGUCCACCCUUGCAAAAAACAUCUUCAUCAUGGCAUAUAAAGCAGCACAUUUAGCUUUUAAGUCGCGCUGGCAUAAGACAGACGAAGAACUCUGUCGGCACAGUAUGUCCUUUGUCUUGCAUAAAGCAAUCCAAAAUGACUUCUUUCAGAGUUACCUUUAUCUGCUGGAAAAGCUUCCUCUGGUGAAACUUUACGCUUUGACAAGUCAAGUUAUCAAUGGGGAGAUGCAGUUCUAUGCCAGGGCCAAACACUUCUACCAGGAGGUGCCAGCCACAGAAGAGGGCAUGAUGGGAGACUACAUUGAGCUCUCCAAUACAGACAUUGAAUCUUCCAAGGAGUUUCUCAGGAAGUUUGUUGGGGGGGUGGGGAAAGCUGGCACCAACCGCGCCCUGGACUGUGGCUCUGGAAUAGGUCGUAUCAGCAAGCAUGUCCUGUUACCAGUUUUUAAGAGUGUGGAAUUGGUGGAUAUGAUGGAGAAUUUUCUGGCUGAGGUCCCGAACUACUUGCAGGGCAAGGAGGACAGAGUAGAGAUGUAUUACUGCAAAAGCCUCCAGGAAUUCACUCCAGCCCCACAAAGAUAUGAUGUCAUCUGGAUUCAGUGGGUUUCAGGAUAUCUGACAGAUAAAGAUCUCCUGGAGUUUCUUAUCCGGUGCCAGAAUGGCUUGAAGGAUAAUGGUGUUAUCAUUCUCAAGGACAAUGUAGCCAGGGAGGGCUGUAUCCUGGACUGUCUGGAUAGUAGUGUGAUCCGAGACCUGAACAUCCUCCACAGCCUCAUUGAAAUGAGUGGACUCACCAUCCUGCAAGAGGAGAGGCAGGAGGGAUUCCCUGAGCAGUGUGUCCCUGUCUGGAUGCUGGCCAUGCAGAAAGGCCCUGGCCAUUCCUGAUUGCAUAGUGAGACUGCAGAGACUGGACUAUGGAUGAACCACAGGACUGGGAAGGAGAAAAGCAUCUGCUAGAAACCACCUAACCACGCAUUGCUACUACUACAACUCUAUAGCAGCAACUCUUAAAGGGUCAGGAGAGAAUUACAAUUGAGCCAGCUUCUCCAGCAAAUAGUCUACUUCUAAAUCCUGUCUCCUUCAUCAUUCUCUCCAUUUUUAAAAGCCUUUCUAAGAGCUUCUUGUCAGAUCUUUCUUUCAUUAAGAAGUUAAUACUGGACAAAAUGAAUUGAAAAGAAUUAGGUCUGAAGUCUCUGUAGUGGCUAAUGCCUUUUGGAGUGUUCUGUAUGAGGUGUUAACAAAUGAGCCUGAUUUUUACUAUGGCAUUUUAAUCUUCUUGGAGUUUAAGAAGGAUCUAUCAGAUCACUGAAGCAAGAAAUUCAAAUACUUCUGGAAAACCUAAUCCAAAUUUUGACUAUCAUCACUAUCUCUAAAUUAUUUAGACAAAAAAUAUAAGAAAAGUUUUAUCCAUUUGUUGGCAUCAGCUAUCCAUUUGGGGGGAGUUUUGUUUGGUUGAUUUUUUGCAUUUCUGUCAGUUUGGACAAUAGGACAGCCUGGCUAAUUUUCCAUUAACCUGAUUAAUUUUCCAUUUUAGUUCCAUUUAGGAACUACUUUAUUUUCCUGAGGUUUCUGCCAUAGAACAAUAGUGGCGCAUAACGGUUUUUACACUCCAGGAUAAAACUUAGAUGACAAAUAUAUGCAUGUUUGCAUUGAAAUUUUGUGAAAAGAUUUUCCCACAAAUUACAUUCUGGAAAAUAUUUUUUCAAAAUGUUCACAGUGGAAACCACUUGAAAGCUUCUCUGUAUUAUACAUACCACUGUAAAUUUCUUGCUUUCCCACAUUCAGAACAAGUCUGGCACCAUAUGCAGCUAACGGGAUUUCAUGGGGCGUUACUAGUAAGACUGUAAGAAUAACUAAUACAGUAUUGUAUUAAUUAACAACUCUACUAAACUGCAGAGGGUGUUAGUGUAACCCAGAAACAUCUAUGAUUUAUAUUCAAACAGCAGCUCUAGAAGCCUGGAUUUGAAAAUACUAACACAAAUACUAUCUCCUUAUGGUUCACAGAAAUUACACAUUAAGCUUCUCAUCCUUCUCAUAGAGGCACAGAAAGUGCUGUGGGAGGGCAGAAGUUCAUCUUGCAAAUAAAAUCGGAAUUUGAAAUUCUGCUUCAUUCUGAGUGGGGACAAGAAGGGAGAAUUUUGAAGGAAAACCACACAACCGCAGACUUUUCCAUUCAGACAAAAUCAAAUGUUUAUCUUGAAUUGGGCUUUUAAAAUAAUUUGCACUUUAAAUGUCAUUAAAUGCAGUAAAAAACAAAUUAAAUAUGGCUUGUUCAAAAUUCUGGAAAUUGAAUUAUGACAUUAGAAUAGACUUUUUUGACUCUGUCAGAAUUUUUAUCAUGUUUUAUUUUCCUGAAAUGCUAUUCUGGCAAAACUAACCAGCCUUUAUGUGUUGCAUUAUGACAAACCUCCACGUUCUGAUGGAAAGGGGUUCUAUAAAACAUCCUCCACAUGACUGUAGGCACAGAUGUCUGUCUUAAAUAUUGUCAUCUGUGUUAGAUUAAUUCACGUAGAAGCUUGAAGAUAACGAGAUCAAGGAACCUCUCAGCUGGAUUUUGAACACUCUGCCAUCCUUUGAUAACAAAUCUCCAGUUUUGGUUUUAAUUGCAUAACUCAUCUUCUCUAGCAGUAUGGUUGCAUAUGUUGAGAAUUUCCAGUUUAUGGCAGAGGGCUUCCUGCCAUCAAAUCUUAUCCAGUGAUUGUCCUCUUAAUGUGGCAUCACUAAUUGUAGCAUUAAGGAAGACAACCCUAGUGAUUUGGUGAAUAUUCUGGUGUGUCAUAUAACCAUGAAACCUAUAGUUCCCAUGACACAGAUGUGUCUGGAAUGUUUUGUCUAAUCUUUCCAUUCUAAUCAACUGGUAAUGGAUGUAAAUUUAGUAUUUAACAUUGAUAAAAACCUUAGGUGAACACUUACAUUCUGGAAUUGUCCCCAGAACUAAGUACUUCAAAUUCCCUUUAAGCUACUGUAAUACUUUUAUUCUGCUGAGGCUGCUAAAAUCUGGUGUGGUCUUUGUGUACAUUUGAGUAUGUGCAGAUAUUUGAAGGAAAUCCAGUCAUUUGGUUUACAGGAAAGAGGAAUCAGUCCUAUAGUUAGUAACACUGGUUAGCAAUAGCAGGAGAAUAUUUAAAAGGCCUUUACAUGGAUUACAAAUUAAUUUGCCCUUAAUAAUUUUUUAUUGCAGCCAGAGUCAUCUGUCAUGGUACAGAAUACUUGGGGAUUGCUGGAGAUCAUAGUACAAUCGUGCCUGUGUCAGGCAUGUCUGAAUGAUGUUGAUCACUACAAUGGUGAGAGAAUGGCAUUGUGGAAGUAGGAAGUAAACAAUUUUAUGCAAAUUUAAACAGCUGCCACAUCUCAGAGGGCAGAAUAUAUCAGAUGUUCACUUACACACCAGUGUGGGUGCCGUUCUGUCAAGAGAGAUACGGUUCCAAGAUGAAUAUAGGAAUGUAAAAGGGUUUAGGAUGAAACGUAGAAUAUAAAUGACUGGUACUGUUAUCAGUGAAAUACAGUUUUCAAGGCAAAAAUGGUCUUCCUGUGUUUUGUACAUCUUUCCUAUGCGUAUUUCCAAAAUACAUAUAUUUAAGCAUAUAAUGAAAAUUGGUUCCCUUAACUGUGUGAGAACAGAGACAAAUAAAGUGGCAAUUUACUAGAAAAACACAUAUUUCAUGGUUCCCACAUUCCUGGAAAUUAAUGUUUCAUGGCUACGUUGCUUCCACAGUAAAAUAUUAAAGCUUUUCUGGUGACAUGAUGAACCUCAAAAGUAAAGACACACCAGCCCUCCGGGGCUUACAUGCA